UCAAUCCAAAAAAUAAAAAAAUAAAAAAAAAGGUUCAUCUCAACUGGCAAUCAUACGUGUAACACUUUCACUUGCCCUUCGAUAAGCACAGAGUUCUUUUCGAAAACGUAUUCCACCGCCGCUAUGCCGCCGUCCGGCAAUGGAGCUGACGCCGCUGCCGGCGGCCGCUGCAUGUGCUCUUCCACCGAAGAUGAAAACCAAAAUCAAAGCUGCCAGCAUUGCCGGCGAUCGACUCUGCCUUCCUCUUCGUCAUCUUGCUCGUUGCUUAGCCUUGAAUCCUAUCCGGUUCAGGACUACGAUAAACUUUGGAGAAUCUAUAGUGCCUCUAUUAAAGGCUUUACCAUUGGCGCUGGCCUCAAAGGUGGCCUCGCUAUCUUCGCUGUUCUCUCUCGGCUACGACGUAGAAAAUCGUUGUCCUCUGCGAAGAAAGCGCAAAUGGUGUCGAGCAGUGACGAUAUAAUUUUGGCACUAAAGGAGACUUUAAGAUAUGGUCUAUUCCUUGGCACUUUCGCUGGUACUUUUGUAUCUGUUGAUGAAAUUGUAUCUGCUUGGGGCGGUCAUCGAAGGACAGCUAAGUGGAGAGCAUUGCUAGCUGGUGCAAUCGCGGGGCCAUCAAUGCUUCUUACUGGGAACACACAGCAUACAAGCUUGGCAAUUUACAUUCUUAUGCGUGCAGCUGUGUUGGCAUCGCGAUGUGGAAUAAAAAAAACACUUGUUGUCAUCAGUCUUAAUAAAGAUUUUAAAAAAAAAUCUUUUUCCUGUCAGUUUAUUGUUUCGCUGAAAAAAUGUGGUAAGUUCCGCAUUCAAAAACCUGAUUUACUACGAAGACUUGAUUUGCUGAUUCUGAGAAGCCUAUGCCCUUCUGAGCUAUGUUUUUCUCUCAUACUCCAUUUUUUUAUUUAUGUUAGGUCCGCUUAUAUAUUGAAGCAAGAUAGUCUGCAUCCAUCUUACAAAUCCUUUCUCAACAAACAUGGUGGGAAAGCUCAGGUUAUCUUGCAGGGUGUGCGAGACCUGGCAUGUGGGAACUCUGUAGCCAAUUUGGAUGCGAUACAGAAUCAUUACAAGUCCAAUGGUGUUGACAUUAAGCUGGAUCCACAAAUGAAAGUACCCUGCUCGAUAGUACAUGAGAAUCAAGGAUGUGGUGCACAUUUUAUUUCUUUUCUAAUUCAAGCUUACAAGAGGGCUUUGCCAGUUUACCUUCCAGUUUAUUUAGUUCCUGCACUCAUUGUACAUCGUCAAGGGCUCUUGAAAAGACCUAACACAAUUUUGGCAAAGGGUCUUCUUGGUACAGCAAGGUCUAGUCUAUUUCUCUCCGUGUAUUGUUCAUCUGCCUGGUUAUGGACGUGCAUCCUCUUCAGGCUGUUCAGGAGAUGUAACAUCCCCAUGGUGGUACUGGGGACGUUCCCUACUGGUCUGGCCCUGGCAAUUGAAAAGAAGAGCAGAAGGAUAGAGAUUUCGCUCUACUGCCUUGCUCGGGCACUUGAGAGUUUCGUCACGUGCAUGGUCGAUGUUGGGUAUUUGCCUCGGUCUAAAAAUUUAAAGAGAGCCGAUGUGGUGAUUUUUAGCAUUGCAACUGCAAUUAUCAUGCAUUGUUAUGCUAUAGAGAGGGAUGUCUUCCGAUCCAAGUACUUGAAUGUUCUUGAUUGGGUGUUUGGUGUGCCUCUUCCCCCCUAUGAAACCACUCCUCGCAAGAACAGGAGAAGCGAUUCCAGCUAGCUAAUAUGCGUUUGGUAUGGCGUGCCUCACCCCCAUAAGGAAUUGUCUCGUGUUGUGAUGAAUAAUGGAUUAUUCUUUUUUCCCUUUCAAUCUAAGAAGGUUGACGUUAGUAUACCAUUCUUUUUCGUGUACACUAGAUGUCACAAAACAAAUUACCUUUGUACACUACAGUGCUAUAGCAAAUCUACUCUGAUGCAAAUUAAGGACUAAUGAUGGUCCGUUUAAUUUAAACUUUGUUGUUGCUA
This is a messenger RNA of Nicotiana tabacum (common tobacco), 1961 nucleotides long. The record is from RefSeq and is a predicted model, not a curated record. NCBI's taxonomy places the organism in Eukaryota, Viridiplantae, Streptophyta, Magnoliopsida, Solanales, Solanaceae.